Struthio camelus australis is the source of this 5533-nucleotide messenger RNA. The record is from RefSeq and is a predicted model, not a curated record. NCBI's taxonomy places the organism in Eukaryota, Metazoa, Chordata, Aves, Struthioniformes, Struthionidae.
AUGGAGCUUGGAGAAAUUGUUGUUGCUGAAUGUCCCAGUGAGAGAAAGCCGCAUGCAGAGAAGGAGCCAAGAGCCCGGGACCUGCUGUGGAAAAGCGGAAAGCAAAUCUACCAACUUUUUGGUUACCUCACAGGAGAAAUGAAAGAAUGUGGAGACUGGAUGAAAGAUAAACCCCUAAUGGUUCAGCUCGUGGACUGGGUCUUGCGAGGGACCUCUCAGGUGAUGUUUGUCAAUAACCCUCUCAGCGGGAUAAUCAUUUUAGUGGGGCUUUUCAUCCAGAAUCCCUGGUGGAUGCUCACAGGCUGUACUGGGACAGCCGUUUCGACAUUAACAGCCCUGAUCCUCAGUCAGGACAGGUCAGCCAUUGCAGCAGGGCUGUAUGGCUAUAACGGGAUCUUGGUGGGACUGCUUAUGGCUGUCUACUCUGACAAAGGGGAUUACUACUGGUGGCUUCUACCUCCUGUGGGGGUUAUAUCCAUGGCCUGUCCAGUCCUGUCCAGUGCUUUGGCAUCAGUUUUCAGUAAAGGGGACCUUCCUGUUUUCACUUUGCCUUUCAAUAUUGCAGUAACUUUGUAUCUGGCAGCCACAGGACACUACAACCCCUUCUUCCCUACAACCCUCAUCCAGCCUGUAACAUCAGCACCCAACAUUACCUGGUCUGCAAUUAGUGCGCCCCAGCUCUUGCAAUCCAUACCAGUUGGGGUCGGUCAAGUAUACGGUUGUGAAAACCCUUGGACUGGAGGCAUCGUUCUCCUUGCUUUACUUAUCUCGUCCCCAUUGAUUUGCUUACAUGCUGCAAUUGGAUCAACAGUAGGGAUGCUGGCAGCGUUGAGCAUUGCAACACCGUUUGACAGCAUCUACCUCGGCUUACACAAUUAUAACUGUGCGCUUGCUUGCAUUGCGAUUGGAGGCAUGUUCUACGCCCUGACCUGGCAGACUCAUCUGCUGGCCCUUGCCUGUGCAUUAUUUUGUGCCUACUCUGGAGCAGCUCUUACUAAUAUACUAUCUGUGCUGGGAUUACCACUCUGCACGUGGCCUUUUUGCUUCUCCGCACUUCUCUUUUUGCUGCUCGCUUCAGACAACCCAGCCAUCUACAGACUCCCACUCUGCAAAGUCACCUACCCAGAGGCUAACCGCAUCUAUUACCUGAGGAUGACGAGAAGAGCAUCGGAGAGCAGAAGAGAGGAGCAGAAAGGAAAGGAGCCAAAACCCUCUGGCGGUUCGAAAAUCAGAACUGGAGGCACCCCACUCAUACACAAACUAAUAGGAAUGGCGACCCGAAGUUCUCUGAGAAAUAUAUGUGAUCCUUCCAGUAGCCCAGUCUUGAAAGACACAUCACUUGACGGACAGAGACAUAACGAAUGUGAGUUUAAGCUGCACUGCUGGCCAGAACGUGCCCAUGAUCUCCCACCAAGCACUCCACUAUUGAAUACUCUGGAAGAACAGGCUCAGAACAUCAUCAUGGAAAGCAGCAUUGAUGUUAAAAGAGAAACCAAGGGGGAGAGAAAGCCAAGAAAGCAGAAUCCAUUGAGCAAAGGUGGAAAGAGAGUCUGCAAAGCUGUUGGCUACAUUACCGGGGACAUGAAGGAAUUUGGAGGCUGGCUAAAAGAUAAACCUCUCAUGAUCCAGUUUAUUGACUGGGUGCUACGUGGGAUAUCCCAGGUGAUGUUUGUCAAUAAUCCCCUUAGUGGGCUUAUCAUAGUUGCUGGUUUCCUGGUGCAGAAUCCUUGGUGGACACUCACAGGCUGUUUGGGAACAGUUGUCUCAACUUUAACAGCACUUGUUCUGGGUCAGGACAGAUCAGCCAUAGCAGCAGGCCUGUAUGGCUACAAUGGAGUCUUGGUGGGAUUGCUCAUGGCUGUCUUCUCCGCUAAGGGAGACUUCCACUGGUGGAUUCUACUCCCAGUAGCACUGGUGUCCAUGACGUGCCCCAUUUUCACCAGUGCUUUAGGCUCAGUCUUCAGUAAGUGGGAUCUGCCUGUUUUCACCUUGCCUUUCAACUUGGCCUUGACUCUCUAUCUGGCUGCCUCAGGACCCCAUAACCUCUUCUUCCCUACAACUCUCAUUCAGCCUGCAACAACAACACCCAACAUCACCUGGACUGAUGCUGAAGUGCCAAUGCUGCUCCAAUCCAUUCCAGUCGGAAUUAGCCAGAUAUAUGGCUGUGAUAACCCCUGGACUGGGGGAAUUUUCCUGGUUGCUCUAUUUAUCUCUUCUCCACUCAUUUGUCUGCAUGCAGCAAUUGGAUCAGCAGUGGGGAUGCUGGCAGCACUGAGCUUAGCAACACCUUUUAGCAAAAUCUACGCUGGCUUGUGGAAUUACAACAGUUCCCUCUCUUGCAUUGCAAUCGGAGGCAUGUUCUACGCUUUCACCUGGCAGACACAUUUGCUGGCAAUUGCCUGUGCACUCUUUAGUGCCUACCUGGGAGCAACACUGGCUAAUAUGUUGGCUGUGUUUGGGUUGCCAUCAGGAACCUGGUCUUUUUGUUUGUCUGCACUGACAUUUCUGUUAAUAACCACAAACAACUCUGCCAUCUACAAGCUGCCCCUCUCCAAGGUCACCUAUCCAGAAGCCAACCGAGCUUAUUAUCUGAAGGUGAAGAAACAUCAGAAGUCUUGCUGUGAGGUAUAAAGGUCCAAGAAGAGAGAUGCUUUGCAGUGUGUAAGGCAAGAGCACAAGGUGUUUCCCCCUAAAAGUGAUUUGUGUGCUACAAAGUCAGAAGACAAAAAAAUCACUGCCUUCUGAGUGAAGAGACUUCCUCCACGUUUGUUUGUUCCAUCCUGUUUAGAUGAUAGAAUUGUGCUGUGUUGGAAGAACCCUUCCCAAGAUCAAUCUGUAAUGAUUUAAGAGCAUAUAUGCUUUAAAAGACACUUGAAUUUUAAGCAGUGGGGAAAUGACUUAGAAGUUGGAAAGAAAACUCUGUUCAUGAAAUCCAGGUCACACCAAUCAGAUGUAAAGCAAGGAAGAACAGAGCAUUUCUUGGCAUCUGAUAGGACUCCUAAUUUAUGGCUAGAACCAGCUUACCACAGCAAUAGGAUGAGAGCUUAGAGAGCUUCAUAGUAGCAGAGAACUGGAAUAAAGAGUGCUUUUUGCCAAGUAGAAAAUAGGUGGUGGAGAAUUCUACCUGGAGGAUCUCUCAAGCCUAGCAGAGAGAGAGGUCCAUUAAUAAUCACUGUAUACAGGAUGGACACAGAUAAAUUAUGGGCAAUGUUGUUAACAUGUGCAAGACUUGUGGUAAAAAAUCACAGUAACUGGGGGUUUGUAAAGCCCCUGCUUUUGAAUGUUUUAGUGUGCACUAGUCUCUAACAUUUCAUAAAAAAAAUUUCAGGCCCACCCAGUUGCAGAGAAAAGUCUGUAAAAUUGAAGCCAAGAAAGCAAGUGUCAGUGAAAAGAAUCUGUUAAAAACAAACAAACAAAGAAACAAACAAACAAACAAAACCCAUGAUUUUAUUUUAAUCUCAUAUUGUUGUUUAACAGAUUUGGUCAUGGGUUGAAAAAGAGGGGAUAGCAGCAAAGUCAUUGUUGUCCCAUCCCUAUAUAAUGAAGUAGUUCCUUUCAGUCUGUGCCAUAAGUAGCAUUAAGUUGAACUGAUCUCCUUGACCUCACUUCCUAAGCUUUCCCCCAACAGUCUACAAAUAUCAAGUAGGAAAAUGUGCAUGUCCCAGCUUACUGCUGAAGUCGCUGCUCAGCCUUUUCCCCUCUGCCCCGGUGUUCAGAAGGGGACAGACGGUGGCCUGGUGGAUUGUAGCAUAGAUAACCAGCAACUCGUGCCGACUCUGGUCCUGGAGAACAUCAUGGCAGGAGAUAAGUGUAGCUGAGCUCUGCAGCAGACAAGUGGUGUGCUACCCUUGUAUGGACUCCUAGGGUCUGGAGAUAGUGAAGGAAGAAGUUGACUUUGCACCCCACAGACAGACUCCUGUGGCCACCUCACUGGGUGUUAUCUCAGCCAUCUUUCUGCUUGACUCAUCAAGAUGAGUCAAGCCCAUGAGCCUACUUUUCCUGGCCCAUGAGCCUGCCUUAUCACCGUCCUCCUAGUCCCUAAAUCCCAAAUAAAUUUAAGACUGGCAAUAAGGAAGCUGAUCACUCCAGGUAAUAAACUACCAAAGGGCAUGCAAAGGACUUCAUGGAAUAAUUGUCAGUGAGCAUUCAGCUUCUAAUCUGGGUUUCUGUGUGAUGCACAGCUGGUGUUGAAACUGGAUACACAGCAGAAACAGAGAGAGGGGUCACCAACCAGAGAAUAUGAGCCAGAUUCUAACAUCUUGACCACAAAUACUUUCCUCCAUGCCCAGGUCCUUCAGCUGGCAUUAGUCUACAUAAGCUAGUAAAGCUGCUCGCGGGAAAGCAGAUCAAAAUCUGUUCCUCAUGUGGCAGAGUAAAUAAAAUGUAGAUCGUGAAUACGGCAGCUGAUUUAUAAGGCCGGGAAAGGAAAAUGUCUUUUUUAAACAUCAAAAAGAUCUGAGUGAAAAAUAUUUGGGAUGAACUACUGGCACUAUUUUCUGGCGAAGUGUUAGGUUUUCAAAUAUUUGACAGUAUUUCUUUAUGAAUGACACUGCAGAGAUCACUUGUAAAACGUACCAUUUGCUGUGUUUUCCUCAGUAAAUAUCUACAUAACAUUUUUAUGGUGUUAAUUAAAAAAAAAUACUCAUAGUUCUUUGAGUUUGAUGUAAGUUUUCCUCUAUUUUUCAUCACUGAGCUCUUCGAAAGACAAGUAGCUCUUAAAUUACAUCAAAUGGUCUAGAAGAUAUUGGAAAACAAAAUUAUGAAAUCGGCGGCGGGAAGAGGAGAUCCCAGGUAUUUGGGAAACUUCCAUGCAUUAUAUUUAAGGCAUUUAGCUGCAUCAACAUCUUAAAUGUACAAGUGCAAAGUCUGCUUCUGCAACAGGAGGUAGAGUUAGCUGAAGGCAUAGCAUGUGCCUCUAGAAGUACAGUCAAGGCUGAAAAACUCAUUGCGAGCAGGACAUAAGGACCUGAUCCAGUGGUUCCUAGGGAAGUCACUGGACCCCUAGAUUGGGGUUAGAUUAGGUCAGGGGAUGCAUCUAUAUCCCUGUCAAAUUCUCACGGAAAGGGAGAGCUUUCGGUGUCUAAACUGAAAUCUCCCUUGUCAGGGACUCACGCCCUAGAGACAGGGACCAGGGCUAAUGCAGUGAGGCUAAAGGUAAAGGCUAGGUUUCAUUCAUAUGCCAAAAUCUGCACGCUAGUAUAGAGUACACACUUUAUGACCAGUGUAAAUCAGCACAGUUGCUUUGACUGGUGCUAUUUCAGGUUGCUGUUGCUGAGCAACAGGGCCAUUUUAGCAGUACUGUGGAGGAACCACACACGCAGAAGAGAAAAACAACAAAAGAGCAAGGCCGUGUCUCAGCCGUUAGUAUGACUUUGCACAUCGUCCAGCAUUAAUCCUUUAUUCAACGCUCUCCAGAGAAUUCAAAGUCUUGCCGUAACCCUAUGCAGAGUAAAGUUUAUUUGGUAACUUGUCACAUAUAUCACUCUGUCAGAAUAUGCAUGCCAUGCUUUUUCCAAUAUCACCCCUAACAGUC